AUGUUGACCAGGCGCUUAUUACAGACAGCAAGGCUAUCGAGUCUUCGCGUCGCGCGACUCGUACCUGGCGCCGUGCCCCGGAGCGCUCUCCGACAGCCCCAGCGAUUCUCCUCAGGCAGCGCGAAACCACCAUCUGUCCACAGUACCUUUUACAAGACCUUUGGCAGACCUAUCGCGAAAGUUGUUCUUCUGUCGAUCCUCACAUACCAAGCCGUUUAUCUGCUGUGGAUAAAGCUCGAAGCGGACGAGACCAAGUCUUUACGUAAGGCCGAGAUCGCGGAGCUCGAGUCCAAGGUCGAGAAGCUUCAGGGGAGCAACAAGUCUUAA
This is a messenger RNA of Parascedosporium putredinis, 327 nucleotides long. Lineage: Eukaryota; Fungi; Ascomycota; Sordariomycetes; Microascales; Microascaceae. The record is from the annotation of a GenBank genome assembly.